GAUGGGAGCUUGGUCAAGUCUGUUAAGACGCUAUUGUCUUCGACUGGGAAAUUGGACAAGUCGCUAAAGAUUCAAAAGAGUGCAGCUGGCUUUAUCGUCCCAACUUUGUAUGAAUCACUAGAUCAAUUAGACAAUGAGAUACGGAAUAAUAAUAAGAUACGACCACAAUUGGUGGAAAGAGUGGUUAAGGAUGUGGAAACAAGCAAUGUAAUCGAAAAUUCAGUUUUAAAGUACCUUAAGGGAAUAAAGAUAUCAAGUCAAGAGUCCAACAUUUUGUUAUCAAAAAUACCUAAAAAGUACACAUUAUAUCCACCAUUACUUUUGAUAAACAAUCAAGAUACAUUUGAAUCACAAGAAUGGGAAGCCCACUUUAGAUUAUACCCUUCAGAAGAAUUUUAUAAACAACUACUUGCAAACUUUCCACAAAUAACGCACAUUGCAAUUAACAAACCAAUCAUUGAGCAAGAUGUCAUGAGAAGACCAUUCAAUAUUUCACCACUAUUUGGAGAUUUUGGCCCCGAACCAACCUCAGAAAUGUUCGAUAACCCAACCGAGAAAGACUUUGAAGAUGCUUUUUGGUGUACCGUUGUUCAGAAUGGGAUAUACCAAACUUGGGCUCCAAGAUACACCAUGUUUAGUCGAGGAAACAUUAAGGAAAAAGCCAGGGUUUUGUCAUUUAAAGAUGUAAAGAAUACAACAGUUGUCGAUAUGUAUGCUGGAAUUGGAUAUUUUACAUUAAGUUAUUUGAAACUAGGUGCCAAAGUAUUUUGUUUUGAGAUUAACCCAUGGAGUAUUCAAGGUUUGAUACGUGGUGUUGCAAAGAAUGGUUUCAGUUAUAAAGUUGUUUCAAGAAAUGAAGAAAUUGAAUGGGAUGAUAGUGUUCAAUGUUGGAUUUUCAAUGAGAGUAAUGAGUUUGUUAAUGAGAGAUUGUGUCAAACUAAUCAACAUUUUAAUAUCAGUCAUGUGAAUAUGGGGUUAUUACCAUCUUCUAGACAAAGUUGGCAGCACACUUUAACUUUGGUCAAUACAUUCUCCACCACCAAUACCACAAUCCAUAUUCAUGAGAAUGAAUCUGUUGAUAACUUGCCCACAUUCAUGAACUUGACAGCUGUGGAACUAACAAAUUUAGCACUUGAUGACAAAACCGAACACAACAUGAAUAUUAUCCCACUUCACCUGGAGAAAAUUAAGACUUUUGCACCUGGAAUAUGGCAUAUCUGUGCAGACUUCAAACUA
This is a messenger RNA of Hansenula anomala, 1236 nucleotides long. RefSeq names its product tRNA(Phe) (4-demethylwyosine(37)-C(7)) aminocarboxypropyltransferase (gene TRM12). The annotation marks the transcript as partial. Lineage: Eukaryota; Fungi; Ascomycota; Saccharomycetes; Phaffomycetales; Wickerhamomycetaceae. The record is from RefSeq and is a predicted model, not a curated record. Gene Ontology annotation, molecular function: S-adenosylmethionine-dependent methyltransferase activity; tRNA methyltransferase activity. Gene Ontology annotation, biological process: tRNA methylation; wybutosine biosynthetic process. Gene Ontology annotation, cellular component: cytoplasm. The transcript has a single exon.